ACCGAAGGGAAGGAGGAAAAAAAAAAAAACCCACAAAACCAAACGGGACCAGAGCGGCGAACCACCUCCCAACCCCAGAAAAACCGUAACGCGCAGAGAGCAGCGGAGCAGAGGCGAUCCCCAUUUCGAUUUUAUUCAAAAAAAGGAAGGCCGACGAGCCCUCCUCGCGCCGCCGCCGCCGCCGACGCCGGGGAAGACGAAUCCGAUGUUGUCCGACCAGGAGCUGGCCCGGUACGUGGAGUCGUUCGUGCGACAGGCGGCGGCCGUGGCGGGGGGAGCCGCCGGGGGGAUAUCGGCGGAGUCCGUGGCGCGCCAGCUCGGCCCGCAGCUCGGGCUCGACCUCACCCCGAAGGCGCCGCUCAUCCGCGACAUCCUCGUCGCGCUCUUCGCGCCGCCGCCGACGGCGGCGGCGGCGGGGUCGCGGAAGGACCCGUUCGGCCCCGGCUUUCCCGCGGUGUCCUCCUCCGCGGCCUCCGCCUCCGCCCCGGCCCCCGCGGCCGGCGGCGGCGGGGGGGCACACUUCUUCUCCCAGCACCAGCACCAGCAGCAGCAGCAGCUGCAGUCGUUCCUGUCCGCCUCGCAGCAGUACCAGCACCGCGGCGGGGCGCCCCCCUCGCCGUACGACGUGCAGGCGCCCUUCCGCUACGGGCAGCCGCAGCCCUUCCCGCAGGACGGCGGGGCGCAUCUGCAGAGGCUCGUCCAGCUGCAUCAGCAUCAGCAUCAGCAGCAGCAGAUGGCAGCGGUGGCGGCGGCGGCCACUGCGCCCACGGCUGUCGAGAGUCCUCGUCCGGCGGCGCCGCCGGCGGCCACGAAGAAAGAGAGUGGGAGUACUGGAGUAAAGCGAAGAGGUGGUCCAGGUGGGCUAAACAAAGUUUGCGGUGUUUCUCCUGAGCUGCAAGCUAUUGUUGGUGAACCAACCAUGGCUAGAACUGAGAUCGUUAAGCAGCUUUGGGCAUACAUUCGCAGGAACAACUUGCAAGACCCAAACAAUAAGAGAAAGAUUAUAUGUAAUGAUGAGCUGCGUUUAGUCUUUGAGACAGACAGCACUGAUAUGUUCAAGAUGAACAAACUUUUAGCUAAGCAUAUAAGACCACUUGAGGCAGCAAAACAUUCAAAUCGGGAUUCGAAGAAGUUGAAGCCUGUCGACAGCGAACCCAUUUCUCCUGCUGAGACUGAUGUUAACCAGCUUCCAAUUAUUGUAUCCGAUGCUCUUGCAAGCUUUUUUGGGACUGGAGAAAAAGAGAUGCCCUCUUCUGAGGCUGUUAAGCGUGUUUGGGACCACAUCAAAAGCAAUAAUUUAGAGGAUCCAGCGAAUCCCGCCAUGAUAUUGUGCGACUCAAAACUUAAACAACUCUUUGGAUGUGAAAGUCUAACUACCGUGAGUGUCUCAGAGUUGCUGUCACACCACCUUUUCAAGCAACCUAACAGCUCUAACUGAUGAAUCAUCUUACUGGACUCUAGUUGGUCUAACAUCCAAGUAGUAGGCGCUGAUGAAACAACAAAAAAUGCUGAAAGUGUUUAUUCUAUAUUUUGUAUCCAUCAAACUGAUUUACUUAUGAGAAAAGGCUGUAGGCUAAUCUCUUCACAGUAGCAAGGAAAAAGAAUGAUAGUUGUUGCAUAUUAUGUAGUUGAGUCUUCUUGGAAGGGUCACAUGUGGUAGGCUAUCUUGAAUUUCUAGUUUGUUAAAUACUGAGUAGAAAGCAGCACCGAAGCAAAGUAAAAGCUGUUGAACUUUGUUUGAUGUAAAAUUCUGCAAGCAUAGGUGCGUUUUAUGGUAAGUAGUUGCUUUCACCUUUGUUACUUGAAAGCCUCUUACAUUUUUAGUGCUCUUGUUAAACGACAUCUGUGCUCCCUAUAUUAUGUUGUCGGUGAUGCUUAAUUUAAUUUACAAUUUAGAUUGUCAUCAAUGCAUUAA
Molecule: messenger RNA, 1915 nt
Organism: Oryza brachyantha (malo sina)
Lineage: Eukaryota; Viridiplantae; Streptophyta; Magnoliopsida; Poales; Poaceae
Exons: 6
Coding region: 206-1438 (410 amino acids)
Cellular component (GO): nucleus
Source: RefSeq, a predicted model, not a curated record